AAUAAGCUUAUUUGCACUGUUUUGUUUUUCUUGUCAGGUUUAAGUGGCAAUUGGAUUGAGAUAGCAUAUGGUACAAGCUCAGGAACAGUGCGAGUGAUUGUUCAACAUCCAGAGACAGUAGGUCAUGGACCUCAACUCUUCCAAACAUUCAUGGUUCAUCGAAAUCCCGUCGUGAAGGUCAUGCUUAGCGAAAAGAAUCUCGUCUCCAUUUGCUCAGAAUACAAUCACGUGCGCUCGUGGAACGUGACACGCUUUCGCGGCAUGAUCUCCACGCAGCCCGGUUCCACGCCCCUGGCGUCUUUCAAUGUUGUUUCUCUUGAGGCACAGGACGCACAUCCUAGCUCAUCAGCUGGCAGCGUCAUCGGUCCAUUCGGCGAGCGUGACGAUCAACAAGUGUUUAUUCAGAAGCUUGUACCGGACACGGAUCACGUGAUCGUACGGUUCUCUUCCACAGGGAAAAGGAUCUGCACAAUUCGCUCAGUGGACGGCAGUAAUAUCACUUCAUAUUGCGUGCACGAAUGUGACGCCUCGAGCAGAAUGGGUUCCAGACCCCGGCGAUUCCUGAUAACAGGCCAUUCAAACGGAUGUAUUCAAAUGUGGGACCUGACAACAGCACUAGAGAUUGCCUCCAAGCUGCCUGGCGAAAACACAGAGCGUGACGAUAUUGGUAAUGUCACACAAGGAGAACUGUUACGGACACUCGAACAAUGUGACCUCAGUGCGUCACGCUGCACGACGCCCUCCAUGUCGCCAGCCACGUCACUGCUGCACACAAAUCUCACGGGCUCGCGCCUCAAACUCUCGUACUCAUGCCCUAGCUUGGGCGAAGAUGACCGCGAAGAGGCUGGUGCCAGCGGAGGAAAGUCCAAAUAUGGCAUUCUCAUCUCGCAGUGUUAGAGUCUAAAAUAUAGGAGCAUACUAUAGAGAACAGGCGCGAAAUACAGUGAAUUUAUAGCCGUAGCCGGCUUUAAAUAUUUAAACCUAACCACGUUGGAUUAGACAGUGAAACGCACAGGCUAGUGGAAAAGUUCAGUUCUCGUAUGUUUCAAUUUCUCGAUGAUUUGUGAAAUCUAUAAAAUUGGGAAAACGCACUCGUUUUCAUUAUUGAAUUGAUUGUAUUAUCAGAAGGAGAGUCGUGCACAAUGUUUGAGUUUGAUAUCGGUGUUUGCUGUCAUUUGGACUCGAGAGAUACGCCAAAAAUGUUGAGAAAAACUGUACAAAGUUGCAAAAGCGAAAUAUUCCUAGUCUCGUGUGAUUCCGCGUGAACUUGACCCUGGUUUGGACGAUUGAAAAAUGUUUUCCUCUUGUCACUCUCACACUCUGAACCAGGCUCCUAGUUAUUUUUCAAAAUGAAAUUACCACGAAACGUUAACAUGGGUGAGAUAUUAUUUGAAAUUUCUUAUCAACGUCGAAGCAAAAUUACAAUUCGCGGGGCCAAAUUUUCGUUUCUUGAUGAUGGCUUUGAAAAGCAAUACAACGAAGGUCCAGCCCGAAUUGGAGAAUUAUACAAUUACAUUGAAGGUUUCUACUGCAUGAAAACUACUGCGAGGUGUCAUGAUAUGAGCCCGCGAUUUUCGCAUUUUAAGUUUCUAAGCAACAAACGUGCCCCUAUCGCGUCAUGUCACCUAACAGCUAUUGUAGUUCUGGUGUUUGUUUACGCUGUUUUUUGAUUGGAUGAGAGGAAUCGGAAGCUCUUGAAGUCAGUCAGCAUGGAACUUAAAGGAGCUACGUCACGGUUGAAAAGUUAAGCCUGAAUUAUUUCAAGCUUGUUGUUUGUAAUCCG
Messenger RNA from Orbicella faveolata, 1783 nucleotides. Its product is annotated as BTB/POZ domain-containing protein KCTD3-like. The record is from RefSeq and is a predicted model, not a curated record. Gene Ontology annotation, molecular function: protein binding. Gene Ontology annotation, biological process: protein homooligomerization. NCBI's taxonomy places the organism in Eukaryota, Metazoa, Cnidaria, Anthozoa, Scleractinia, Merulinidae.